CGCGCAGGCGCGGCUCCCGGCAGCAUGGCGGCCGCCUUGCUGCUGCUACGCGCCCUCCGCCAGAGCCCGGGUUCAGGUCCCCGGCGGUGGAGCCCAGGCUUCCCCGCCGGGGCUGGGAGCCGGCGGCCGUCUGUGGUCUGUAGGACUCCGGCGCUUCUCUCGGAGGCCGGGAGACGAGCCCUGCAGAGCUUAGAAUUGCGAACCCUAACCCCUACUUUUGAAGGCAUCAGUGGAUUACUAUUGAAACAGCAUCUAGUUCAAAACCCAAUCAGACUCUGGAAACUCAUAGGUAGCACUUACUAUUUUAACACUUCAGGUGUGAAGCAGAAGAAUAAAGACAGUGAUAAAACCAAAGGGCAAGUACCUGAAGAUGACGAAGAGAAGAGACGGAAGGAUCGGGAAGACCAAAUGUACCGUGAGCGGCUGCGUACCUUGUUCAUCAUCGCAGUGGUCAUGAGCCUGCUGAACUCGCUCAGCACCAGUGGAGGCAGCAUCUCCUGGAAUGACUUUGUCACUGAGAUGUUGGCCAAAGGCGAGGUACAGCGUGUGCAGGUGGUCCCUGAAAGCGACGUUGUAGAGGUCUACCUGUACCCUGGAGCUGUUGUGUUUGGGCGGCCUCGGCUGGCAUUGAUGUAUCGAAUGCAAGUUGCAAACAUUGACAAAUUUGAAGAGAAGCUUCGAGCAGUUGAAGAUGAACUGAAGAUUGAGAGCAAGGACAGGAUACCUGUUUCAUAUAAGCGCACAGGGUUCUUUGGAAAUGCCCUCUACGCCCUGGGGAUGACGGCCGUGGGCCUGGCCAUCCUGUGGUACAUUUUCCGUCUGACUGGGAUGACCGGAAGGGAAGGCGGAUUCAGUGCUUUCAAUCAGCUUAAAAUGGCUCGUUUCACAAUUGUGGAUGGGAAAACAGGGAAAGGAGUCAGCUUCAAAGAUGUGGCAGGAAUGCACGAAGCCAAACUGGAAGUUCGAGAGUUUGUGGAUUAUCUAAAGAGUCCGGAGCGCUUCCUUCAGCUUGGUGCCAAGGUUCCAAAGGGGGCCCUGUUGCUUGGGCCCCCCGGCUGUGGGAAGACAUUGCUAGCCAAGGCGGUGGCUACGGAGGCCCAAGUGCCCUUCUUGGCAAUGGCUGGUCCUGAGUUUGUGGAGGUCAUUGGAGGCCUGGGUGCCGCCCGUGUGCGCAGCCUCUUCAAGGAAGCCCGGGCACGGGCUCCCUGCAUCGUGUACAUCGAUGAGAUCGACGCAGUGGGCAAGAAGCGCUCCACUUCCGUUUCUGGUUUCUCCAACACUGAGGAGGAGCAGACCCUCAACCAGCUCCUGGUGGAGAUGGAUGGAAUGGGCACCACAGACCACGUCAUCGUCCUGGCAUCUACAAACCGAGCUGAUGUUUUGGACAGUGCUCUGAUGAGGCCUGGCCGGCUUGACCGACACGUUUUCAUUGAUCUCCCUACAUUGCAGGAGAGGCGAGAGAUUUUCGAGCAGCACCUGAAAGGCCUGAAGCUGACCCAGACCAGCAGCUUUUACUCCCAGCGGCUAGCAGAGCUGACCCCCGGAUUCAGUGGCGCAGACAUCGCUAACAUCUGCAAUGAGGCUGCGCUGCACGCUGCGCGGGAGGGGCACACAUCUGUGCACACGUUCAACUUUGAGUAUGCUGUGGAGCGCGUCAUUGCCGGGACUGCCAAAAAGAGCAAGAUCCUCUCCAAGGAGGAGCAGAAGGUGGUGGCCUUCCACGAGUCCGGCCAUGCCCUGGUGGGCUGGCUGCUGGAGCACACGGAGGCAGUGAUGAAGGUCUCCAUAGCACCUCGGACAAACUCUGCCCUGGGCUUUGCCCAGAUGCUCCCUCGGGACCAGCACCUCUUCACCAAGGAGCAGCUGUUCGAGCGCAUGUGCAUGGCCCUGGGUGGCCGGGCAGCUGAGGCCAUCUCCUUCAGCAAGGUCACUUCUGGGGCCCAGGAUGACCUGAGGAAGGUCACCCGCAUUGCCUACUCCAUGGUGAAGCAGUUUGGCAUGGCACCCACCAUUGGGCCUGUCUCCUUUCCUGAGGCACAAGAGGGUCUCACAGGCAUUGGACGACGCCCCUUCAGCCAGGGCCUGCAACAGAUGAUGGACCACGAAGCAAAGCUGCUGGUGGCCAAAGCCUACAGACACACGGAGAGGGUACUGCUGGACAACAUGGACAAGUUGCAGGCGCUGGCAAAUGCCCUUCUGGAAAAGGAAGUGAUAAACUAUGAGGAUAUUGAGGCCCUCAUUGGCCCACCGCCACACGGGCCUAAGAAAAUGAUUGCUCCACAGAGGUGGAUGGAUGCCCAGAGGGAGCAGCAGACUUCUGGAGACGAAGAGGCAGCUCCGCAGAUAGCUGGAACUCCCUGACGUCACUUGCUGUGACCCAGGAACUGCUUUCUUAGCUGUUCUCCUAGUUCCUUUCAGCUGGGAAUGGUUUCUGCAGAGGGUUUUUGAGAUCUAUUUAUUGAGUUACUUAUGUAUACUUAGUAAAUGUUCUUAGGGACUUGA
This is a messenger RNA of Dipodomys spectabilis (banner-tailed kangaroo rat), 2502 nucleotides long. It is a transcript of the gene Spg7, whose product is annotated as SPG7 matrix AAA peptidase subunit, paraplegin. The record is from RefSeq and is a predicted model, not a curated record. Gene Ontology annotation, biological process: mitochondrial protein processing; protein-containing complex assembly. NCBI's taxonomy places the organism in Eukaryota, Metazoa, Chordata, Mammalia, Rodentia, Heteromyidae. The transcript has 17 exons. The coding region runs from base 25 to 2361 and encodes 778 amino acids. Gene Ontology annotation, molecular function: ATP binding; metalloendopeptidase activity; ATP hydrolysis activity. Gene Ontology annotation, cellular component: membrane; m-AAA complex.